AUUCAGUCAUUCGAUGUUUGCGUUCGCUGAAGACAAUGAGCUUGAAUUCUUCCUGGGAGAAAUGCGCGACUGAAUUUGAUCCUGAUCCGGACAUUGCCGGAAUUGGUGUCGUCACCGCUUUCAUUACUGCUUCAUGCUUGGCAAUUAUUAGUAUAAGCUUGUACCUUGCUAUAGCGAGCUCUGGGGUGAACGUCAUUGAGGUCGGAGGUGCGAGACCACCACCUCGUCUUGGCUUCGUGGAAUCCGUCAAUCCAAUUGACGACUGGGUACGAAGGAAUGUUUCGGAUCCGUUUGUCAGGCUUCUUGUCAGAUCAAGGUGGAUCAGAGCGCAUAUCUAUCAGCUGCAGCGCGGUCUCUACUCGUUCGUGAUAACACUCGCCGAUACACAAAUCAUCACUGGCAUGGCAAUAUUAUGCACUGUCAUCAUCGAAUUGCACAGAAAAGAGAUAUCGGUCUAUCAUUUUAUGACGGCGACCAACCUUGCAUGGCUCACAAGUGGCGUACACAUACUAACACUCUACGCCAUUCGCGUUGAGACACAUGGGGGAUUGGGCAGCAAAGCUGUUCAUUACCAAUUGAAUGACAGGGCUCUUUACAAGAAGGAUCAGUUGACUUCAUCCUUGGGUGCAGACAUGACAUGUCGGAUUUUCGCUAUGCUUGUCCUUGCGGCGUUACUGCUGUACUGCACCUGGAUUAACGGGGCUGGAGAAUGGGAUAAUUACGACGAGCGGUUAGCGAGCUGUGCAAUCGGCAUGAAAAAAGCAGGGAGUCCUCUCUCUUGGAUGAUUGCGAGUUAUGUCCUGCUCAUCCAGGGGUAUACCAUCCAGUGUCUGUCAUUAUGGCCCACAGUCUCGAUAUGGUGGACGAACAAGAUCAAGGUUUUGGGUUCCGAUGAUAGAGUCUUGGGAGCACCAAAGAAUGGACAGAAACGCCGCUGGUGGAGGUUGAUAGUCAUGCCCCUGUAUUAUGCAUUCAACUCGGAAGCACUGGGUGUUCUUCUUUUUGAUGGAGUUCUGUGGUUUGGUCUUGGAGUUUGGUGGAUUCAGGCAGAGAGGAUAUAUGUACUUGGUGCGUGGGAAGGGAUGGAGUCUGAGAGCGACAUUGAGGGAGUUAGUCAGCUGCUGUGCCUCCUGAUACUGGUGGUCCCAUUUCUUCAGGCCAUGCGCACGUAUCAUGGUGAGUCGCCGCUAAGCCCACAAGGGAAUCGCUUUGGGACACUGGCUGACGGGUGCAUUGUUCUUCAGACCAUUCCAGAACAUACCCUCAAGAGCUUGGCUUGCUCCGAGGGCAAGGUGCGUAUGAUAGCGGACAAACAUCGCAGGAGGUAUUGGCUCGAGGAAACGGCGUCGACAGCGAUGGCAUCGAAACUCCCAUACGCUUGGGAUCUGUCACUCGUACAGCAUAUCCAGUAUAGGCCGAGACUCGCUGUGACACUAUCCAAAGCUUAGCUUUAGUACGAGACAGGGGUGCAGCGGCUUGUGCCAUAGCGUAAGAGUUGUUUGCGGGGUGGAUUCUGAAGAACCUGGUCGAGUUACGAAGACUCUACUGUGGUUGGUCAAGCCCGAGCUAAGCUCGUAAACAAUACGGCAGAGACCAUACAUACUCAUUCUCUCCAUCAGUCAAGCUUCACUUUACGACCGUUUUGUUGCGUCAAAUAAUGAGUCUGCCUUGCGCUCACCGGCCUCCAUGAGUCUCAUGCAGUAUGUGACGCGUGUACACUGGUAGGGACCCGCGUAGAAGGAAGCCAAGAAGGGCAAAGUCUCCAAGGCAGGCUGAGCAGUAUCACAGCACAGUCUGUUGUAUACGUCAGCUCGCUCAGAACUUUUGUCAUGAACCUGAAUCCACGAGAAUAUGUCCAGCUUCAUGAUACGCUUGUAGCCUUUAGACAGAGACAGGAUACCGAGAGACGUCGCGGCUUCGCUGAUGCUUCUCCGGUAAAGACUGAGAGUCUGGGCAAAGUCAGGGCAUGCCUUUGCGGACGUUCACAUCUAACAAGACGUUGACUAACCUGCAUUCUGCUUCUUUACCGUUCCGACUUUAGCAUUAAGCAUAGAUCCCAAGGUCUCGGAAUAUUGUUUUGAGUAGAUGACUGUGCCUCGCAUACCCGUUGACUCACAUUAAGCUUGAAUAUUGAGUAUCCAUACAAAUCUAAUCAUGAAGCUGUAUCUCGAA
Fusarium verticillioides 7600 is the source of this 2172-nucleotide messenger RNA. RefSeq lists its product as hypothetical. Lineage: Eukaryota; Fungi; Ascomycota; Sordariomycetes; Hypocreales; Nectriaceae. The transcript is spliced from 2 exons. The record is from RefSeq and is a predicted model, not a curated record. The coding region runs from base 36 to 1448 and encodes 470 amino acids.